GCGGCAGGCGACUGGUAUGGAAACAGCGCACAGUCCGCACACACCAUCGGAGAGCAGAGCGGGGUACAGUUUCGACGUGCCUCAAGAGCUCAUCGCCAAGUUGGCCAACAAAAUCAAGUUAAACGAGAUGGUGGAUGUCCCGGGAAUGGGUCAGAAGUCUGUUAAAGAUUUGCUGUCCAUGCUGCCAGCCAAUCCCGAUCAAGCGAAAAUCGAACGCAGUCUGUUGCCAGAAUUAUCCACUGGAGAGUCCAAGCAUUCCAUGUUAACCGGACUACCCGCCGCCGAUGUUUUGACCUAUUUUGGAGUCCUCCGCUACAAUGUUCGGUCCCUGUUCGAUGGGAUAUUCAGCCCCAACCCACGGAUCGGCUAGGCGCUCUAUGCACACGGACCGCGCUCGAUGACGCCUGUGUGCUGGGACAUCAAUGUGGUGGUGAACUACCAAGCGCGAC
This is a messenger RNA of Paramacrobiotus metropolitanus, 449 nucleotides long. RefSeq lists its product as uncharacterized. NCBI's taxonomy places the organism in Eukaryota, Metazoa, Tardigrada, Eutardigrada, Parachela, Macrobiotidae. The transcript has 3 exons. The coding region runs from base 17 to 370 and encodes 117 amino acids. The record is from RefSeq and is a predicted model, not a curated record.